UGGUCCGAGGCAAGAUACGAGAAUUCCAAAGGCGAAAGAACGAAGUGGCGAUCUUCCGGAGUUCGUAUACGCACGAGCGAGGCUCAGCUGGACGGCGCGCGACGACCCGGUUAAAUCUAGAAUUCGCGAAGAACGGGAGGAUUCAUUACUGGGACUUUGAAGGUGAGAAGUUACUGCUGCGAAUUUUCGAGAUUCGAUCAGCUCUUUCUCGGUCUUUCGAGAGCAAGAAAUCUUUAUCGACCCAUCUUGGAUUCCUUUCUUGAGCCCAAGAUAUUGAGAGGAAUCCUGCUCAAGAGCGUCUCUUUGAUCGGUUCUGGACAGCCGAGUUCCUAGUUCUGGGAUAUCUUGAUCUGGGUUGUCUUGAUAUUUGCCAAAUUAUUCGAGAGCGGAAUUGGGCAAGUCUCGUGCUCUUUGGGGUCGCGGAAGUUCCAAUGCGUGGGCGAGUGAGGAGGUGAUUUGAGGUUUCUGUAAAUGGGGAAGCCUCUGUUUUACGAGAUCUUGGAGAAACCCGCGACGAGCUGCGUCAUAGGAUUGUGCUGCGCGAUAUGGUUCUUCAUUCAGAAGAAGGGGAUUGGUUACUCGCAUGUCGGGCUGAGCUACGACGCCGCCGUGGAAGGGCACUACUGGCGGAUAAUCACCUCGGCGUUCUCGCACAUUAGCAUCUUGCAUCUUGUCUUCAACAUGAGCGCGCUCUGGAGUCUUGGAGUGGUGGAGCAGCUGGGGCUCAUGGGUCUUGGCGUGGCGUAUUAUCUGGAGUACACCCUUGUGCUGGUCAUCUUGUCAGGGGUGCUUGUGUUGGGGAUUUACCAUGUAUUGAUCCAUCGGUUCAAGCUCGAGCAUUUUCGGAGAGUCACGGCUGUUGGGUAUUCCUGUGUUGUUUUCGGGUGGAUGACGAUUCUCGCCGUGAAGCAGCCCUCGUCGAAGCUUGACCUUUUCGGGUUCCUCCUUCCCAUCAGUUUUGCGCCUUUCGAGUCACUAAUUUUCACUUCUAUCAUUGUUCCCCAGGCAAGUUUUCUUGGGCAUUUGUCGGGAAUCAUUGUCGGGUAUGCUGUUGCUUGGGGUGUGAUUCAUGGAAUGAAUAGUUAUUGGGCUGUUUCAAUGCUGGGAUGGGUUGUGGUUGUGUUCAUAUAUAGUUUGAAGCGAUCCGGCGCCUAUGAUUUAAACUUUCUCGAGAUUGAAUCUGUUACCGAUCCCUCCUUGCCGUCUUUGCGAUUUGUCACAACCGGGAAUGGUAGAACUUUGCAAAUGACCGCACUUCCAGUUGGAGGUGUUGAACUCGUGUGACCUUUAGCCCCGCUUUCUUCUCUUGUAAGGGUGGGAGCUAGCUUAGGGCUUGACUCACUUGAGAUUUUUCAUGAUGCACAAUAUAACAGUGAUUUUUUAUUGCCAAGAUUUUAUUCGCUCCACGAAGAUUCCGCUAUUCUGUAAAUGUGUUUUGGUAAAUCACUCUGUUGUAUGGUACUGAUACCAUUUGUCUGCAUUAUUACACUAGCAGAUGGUUGUCAUUGCUUCCUUUUGUGGUGCAUAUUAUACAGUUGACUAUCUACUUCAGUUAUGUUGGCAAAUGAGGAAGCUUUCUUAUUCUUAAUGACAAUAUUUAGUUGGGCCAUAA
This is a messenger RNA of Eucalyptus grandis, 1612 nucleotides long. Its product is annotated as RHOMBOID-like protein 13. The record is from RefSeq and is a predicted model, not a curated record. Lineage: Eukaryota; Viridiplantae; Streptophyta; Magnoliopsida; Myrtales; Myrtaceae. Gene Ontology annotation, molecular function: serine-type endopeptidase activity. Gene Ontology annotation, cellular component: membrane.